Molecule: messenger RNA, 3326 nt
Organism: Micropterus dolomieu (smallmouth bass)
Lineage: Eukaryota; Metazoa; Chordata; Actinopteri; Centrarchiformes; Centrarchidae
Gene: baiap2a
Product: BAR/IMD domain containing adaptor protein 2a
Exons: 15
Coding region: 129-1754 (541 amino acids)
Biological process (GO): actin filament bundle assembly; plasma membrane organization; positive regulation of actin filament polymerization
Cellular component (GO): cytosol; nucleoplasm
Molecular function (GO): protein binding; cytoskeletal adaptor activity
Source: RefSeq, a predicted model, not a curated record
GGGGUUUCGGGAGAGAAGUAGCGUCUGUCUCUCACGGGCGCAUUGCCUCGCCUAUUGUUUGUUCAAACUCGUGUAUAUACCCAUUCCCCCCUUUCACGCGGAUACACGUUUAAAGGAAAAAAACGUUUAUGGUCCUGGCUGAAGAUUUCACGAUGUCUCGCACCGACGAGGUUCACCGCAUGACGGAAAAUGUCUAUAAGACCAUCAUGGAGCAGUUCAACCCCUGCUUACGGAACUUUGUUGCCAUGGGGAAGAACUAUGAGAAGGCCCUUGCCAAUGUGACAUUUGCUGCCAAGGGCUACUUUGAUGCUCUGGUCAGAAUGGGUGAACUGGCCAGUGAGAGUCAAGGAUCCAAAGAUUUAGGGGAUGUGCUGUUCCAGAUGGCUGAGGUCCACAGACAGAUCCAAGUGCAGCUAGAGGAGAUGUUGAAAUCCUUCCACAACGAGCUGCUCUCUGAGCUGGAGAAGAAGGUGGAGCUGGAUGCUCGUUAUCUGACUGCUGCCCUGAAGAAAUACCAGGUGGAACACAAGAGCAAAGGGGAGAGUCUGGAGAAGUGCCAGGCUGAACUGAAGAAGCUGCGCAGGAAGAGCCAGGGCAGCAAGAACCCCUCUAAGUACGGAGAGAAGGAGAUGCAGUUUGUGGAGACCAUCAGCAGUAAGCAGACUGAGCUGGACACCUUCAUAGCUGAGGGAUACAAGACAGCCUUGUCUGAGGAGCGUCGCAGGUACUGCUUCCUGGUGGACCGCCAGUGUGCCGUGGCCAAGAACAGCAGCGCCUACCAUGGCAAGGGCAAAGACCUUCUGACCCAGAAGAUUCCAGUGUGGCAACAGGCUUGCUCAGACCCCAACAAGCUGCCAGAGAGGGCCAUGCUCCUUGCCCAGCAGAUGGGCUCUGCCGCCCUUGGGGGCACAAGCCCCCUGCACACCUCCAAAUCCAACCUGGUCAUCUCAGACCCUAUCCCCGGGGCCCAACCUCUUCCUGUACCCCCAGAGCUGGCUGUCUUUAUGGGCAGUGGCCUGGGACACCCAGCGAGGCUGAUGGGCCCUGAUGGUAUGUCCAUGGUCAAUGGGACAACAGGAGUCCACGGGGAGGAGUAUUGGACGGAUGGAGGGACUAUGUCAGUGUCCCAAGUCAGGCCUUCAUCCCCUCAGACCCAAGCGCAGGGCCAGUCCCAGGCUCAGCCCCAGAGACAGGUCAGCGACGUCUACUCCAACACCCUCCCUGUCCGCAGGCCUGCCCCCGCCAAGAACAAGAACCCCGUGGGAGAGACACGGACCCUGCCCAGGUCCAGUUCCAUGGCAGCAGGCCUGGAAAAGAACGGGCGUUCCCGUGUCCAGGCAAUAUUCUCCCACGCUGCAGGUGACAACGGCACCCUGCUCAGCUUCUCUGAGGGAGAUGUCAUCACCCUGCUAGUGCCUGAAGCCCGCGAUGGCUGGCACUAUGGGGAGAAUGAGAAGAAUAAGAUGCGCGGCUGGUUCCCAUUUUCCUACACACGUGUGCUCCCUGAGAGCGACAAUGAGAAGCUCAAAGUGAAUCUGCACCAUGGGAAAAGUAGCAGCACAGGGAACUUGUUGGAGAAUGAUGGAUCACUGCCCACACCUGACUAUGGCCUGACCGCCCGACUGCUUGCACAGAGCCUAGCACAGACCCGCCCACGCCCCUACAGCAUGGCAGGCUUCGGCACACAGCCUGCUAUUGAGGAUUAUGACGGCCGCUUUGCCACAAGUUUGGGUCCAGAAUUGUCCCGGUUCUGAGGGAACAGGACCUCCUGACCGUUCCCUGGAGGUCUACCUCCGGCCCACCUUCAUUGAUGACCGAUCUGCACCCAUCUUCUACUAGCGGCCUGCUGUCCCCCUUUGUCCACUAAUGGGCCCUUUUGAAGGGGAGAAAGGAAAAAUGCUAACAUUGACAUGUUUGAGCUGUAUGAUGUUAACACAAGAGGGCCCAGAAGUGUGAUUGGGGGGGGGGGUUCACCUCAAGGAACAUGUUACACUAAGAAUAUAGUUUCUCUGCCGUGGAAAUUCACUCAGAGAAUUUCCGGUUAAUCCUCGAUGUUUUUGCAAACAUUUCCACAAACAUUGAAUGUUUCAGCCUGAACAUUCUAGUGCAAGUGUGACAGUAGAUUUUAUUAGUUCUUCUCUAGAUCACACGAGGUGUGGUUAAGGUGUGGCUAAUAGGUUUUUACAAGUGAUGCAGUCACAUUGUUAUUAUUUAUCUGCACUUCUACUAUGGGAUUUCAGUUUUUCUUCAACACUAUACACUGUAAAUUUAAUUUGAGGAUUAUUUACAUUAAUGGGCAGUGAAGGCACACGCUGCAUUAGUUGUUUUAAGUGCGGCUUGAGGGUGAAUGUAAGAUGGUCAUAACGGUUUUCAGUGCAUCACUGUAAUAUGCACUGAAGACAAAGUGUAGAUUUGAUACUGCCACAGAUAGCUAGCACUGAACAGUUCUUGAGUAUAAGUCUGCUUUUGUUAAGUGAUAUAGUACUAUAUAUUUACUAGUUGUGAUACAGUAUACCCACAUUUUCAAUGUGGGAACUGUGCCUUUCUUCUGUUUUUUUUUUUUUUUUGGUUUGUUUUUUAAACAUAUGCUUCAUGCAGCAUUGACCCAAUCAUUAUGUAAACUGGUUUGAGGGCAUAUGCAUCAGUUUAACUUGUAUUUUUUAUAUUCCUGAAAAUAUAAGUGGGAUUAUUUCAAUAUUUGUGUUGGUUGCUUAAUGUCAAGAUUUUUUUUUUGUCCUCUUUAAUUCUUUUGCUUAGCAAGCUCCAGUACAGUGCAAUUGCAAUUCCACCAAAAUAAUACAAUAUGUUGAAUUGCUGUUCUUUCCUUUGCUUUAAAUUUCAGUAAUAUCUAAGCUGCCAGAUAGCCAAGAGAUGAAAUACAGUGCAUACAUAAUGGGUCUUUUUUAUAUAUACAUUUGCUUUGAGGGAGUGGUAGCUUAUCAGAUAAGGUACAGUAUUAUCAUAGCUUUUGAUUCUCAGUAUUAUACAUUCAUCUGAGAGAGAAAAGCUUAGAACAGAGGCAUUUAUAACUGUAUGUGAUGGAAAAGCAAUGUGUAAAUGAGCUGAAAUGCCUCUUAGACUGCAAUAAAUCAACAGUUACAUAAUGAAAAGUAAAUUUUCCAUGGGUGAGUCCUUUACACUGAGUGGUAUGAUCAGGCUUUUAUUACACAGCUCAUUUGGGCAGCAAAAUGCAUUUUUUACUUUUUAUAUAGCUUUCCAUUUUGUCCAUUUGUCACUCUUGUCCCUGUUUGUAUUAUAUCUGUACUGUACAGAAAGUGCAUAUAAAUUAUCUUGUCCAAAAUAAAUCUAAAUGGGCACAAACCUCA